Thlaspi arvense is the source of this 1879-nucleotide messenger RNA. The record is from the annotation of a GenBank genome assembly. NCBI's taxonomy places the organism in Eukaryota, Viridiplantae, Streptophyta, Magnoliopsida, Brassicales, Brassicaceae.
AAAACAAAGACCCAAAAGAGAUAUGGCCAUCAAAAGUCAAAACCCAUCUCCUUAAAUCUUGCAUUUUGAUGAUCCUUGAAGAUCAUCAUCAUCUUCCACAAAAAAAAAACCUCUGAGAAUUCCAUUCCCAACUCAAGAUCAAUGGGUUGUUUCUGCAGUAAAGACCUACCAGCAUCCGAUCUCGUCACUGAUCGAGAGGCAGGGACGAUACUGGGGAAGCCAUUGGUAGAGUUCAACAAGCUUUACAGCCUCGGGAAGGAACUGGGCAAAGGUGGUUUCGGAAUCACUUACACGUGCCAAGAGAUUUCCACAGGCGAACAUUUCGCCUGCAAAUCCAUACCCAAGAGGAAGCUAAGCAGCGAAGAAGAUAAAAAAGCUGUGAAGACGGAGAUUGAGAUCAUGAAGGACCUUUCGGGAGUCUCCAACAUCGUACAGAUAAAGGGUUCUUACGAGGAUCGGAGUUCCGUUUACAUCGUGAUGGAGUUGUGCAGUGGUGGCGAGUUAUUCGACAGAAUCGAUGAUUUGGUUAAAUCCGGUAGCUAUUACUCGGAGAGAGGCGCCGCCGGGAUCUUCUCGUCGAUUGCGAGCGCUCUGCAGAUUUGUCACUCGGUGAAUGUGGUUCAUCGGGAUGUUAAGCCGGAGAACUUCCUGUUCUCGAGUGAGGAUAAAGAGAAUGCUAAGCUCAAAGCUAUCGACUUUGGUUGUUCUGUUUACAUCAAAGAAGGAAUAGAAUUGAAGGAUAAAGUCAGGAGUGAUUACUACAUUGCUCCUGAAGAACUACGAGGGGAAAGCUACGGGAAAGAAAUCGACAUUUGGAGUGCAGGUGUUAUAUUGUACAUCCUACUCAGCGGCAACUCCCCAUUUAGAACUAAUGAUGAGAUUCUGGAAGGGAAACUUGAUUUUGAGAGCCAACCAUGGCCUUCUAUACAAGUGAGUGCAAAAGACCUUAUCAAGAAGAUGCUCACCAAAAACCAAAAGAAACGAAUCUCUGCUGGAAAGAUUCUUGAACAUCCUUGGAUCAAGAGCGAAGCUUCAGAUGAGCCUAUUGAUGGCGUUGUUUUAACCCGUUUGAAGCAAUUCCGAGCUAUGAACAAGCUUAAGAAGCUAGCUCUUAAGGUUAUCGCAGAAGGUCUAUCAGAAGAGGAAAUCAAAGGUCUUAAAACCAUGUUUGAGAGUAUGGAUUCCGACAAAAGCGGGUCAAUCACUUAUCAAGAACUCAAAACUGGGCUGCACAGACUUGGUUCUAAACUCUCUGAAGCUGAAGUUAAACAACUGAUGGAAGCCGCUGAUGUGGAUGGUAAUGGAACAAUAGACUACAUCGAGUUUAUCUCAGCGACGAUGCAUAGACAUAGAUUGGAACGAGAUGAACAUUUGCACAAAGCAUUCCAAUACUUUGAUAAAGAUGGUAGCGGGCACAUAACGAAGGAUGAAUUGGAGAUAGCCAUGAAGGAGCAUGGCAUGGGAGAUGAAGCUUGUGCCAAAGAAAUAAUAUCAGAAGUAGAUAAAGAUAAUGAUGGAAGAAUAGACUAUGAGGAGUUUUGUGCGAUGAUGAGAAAUGGCAACUUGCAGCCACAAGGGAAACUUCUACUUUGUUCAUAAGCUCUUGAUUUUUUGUUUCACCUGAAAGCGGUUUUGUUAAACCCGGGGAAUAAGAGCUAAACCGGGAAAACCGAGGUGAGAGUUGUUGAUCUUGAGAAACUGUAUUACUGUUGUUAUAUAUAUGUCUUCUUGUAAUCAAUUCUCUUAUAUUGUAAUUUUCUUGAAAAGCUCCUUAAAUCAUUUUUCUUGUAAUUUUCCUGAGAACACUUUAAAAGAGUGAUUCUUUUAGUGUCUGUUUUCUUGCUAAAUUCUGGUAAGAUAAACAUUUGAUAAAUUCAAC